This is a messenger RNA of Clonostachys solani, 2607 nucleotides long. The record is from the annotation of a GenBank genome assembly. Lineage: Eukaryota; Fungi; Ascomycota; Sordariomycetes; Hypocreales; Bionectriaceae.
AUGGAGAGCCAUCACCACUCCCCCCGCCAAAACGACCGCCUCUGGCACAUGCUGCCCCAUGAGUUCGUCAACGACACCUUCUUCGACCACAAGCCUGCCUGGCAAUGCCGCCUCGACAAGGACCAUCUCGCUCCUCCCGAAACAUCGGAGCUCACCCGCAAUGGAUCCAUCAGGUCGACCGUAAGCCUCGACAGCUGCGACUCGGGGUACAGCACCAUCCCGCCACUGUCCCCCGUCGGCGACCUGGCCCAGCCGCCAUGGAGCGUCGAUGCGUUCAUGGCCGAUUACGAGCAUGCCCAGCAGCCGCGUCCGACCUCGCCGGCCUUUGACUCCUGCAGCGUCACCACCGAGGUUGCUCCCGGCCACAUGGAAAAGCCUAGGUUGGAGCGCCGGCUGCACACCAAGAUUCGCAGGGGGUGCUCCAGCUGCAAGAUGAGACACGUCAAGGCAGGUCCAUCGUGUGAGAACUGCGUCAAGAGGGGCGUAGAGUGCGAGUAUCCUUCUCUCCCUCGCAUCGUCCGCCAAGAGAGCGGCUUGUCGAGUCUGAUCGCCCCGACCGAGUGCUCGGAACCCGGGAGUUCGUUUACGGUUGCCUCCGCGCAGUCUCUGGACAGCGGCAUUGAGAUCAACGACCUGGUCGGGGAGUGGGAGAGCUUCGUCCAAGACCACUUCCCUGAAGACUGCCCAGAGCCUGGUGGUGAGAGGAAUAAUUUUCGGUGGUCUGUCAGUUCGCGAUCGCCCGAAAGACCCCUCGAUCAUCACGCCGAGGACGAGCAGCAUGAUGGAGAGAUCCACGAAUCUUUGAUCACCAGCCAGGUAGAGGCUUCUGCAGAGCCUACCCUUCCUCCCCCAGUCCCCGAGGAUCUAGAAGAUACUACUCUUGAUGCUCGGCUUCGCGACACAGACGCUUAUUAUGCAGAGCCUACCCAGGAGCUGCGCAGCAUAAUGGCCACCGUGGACCCUUGUUCAUCAGGCGAGUCUUCUCUCGUCUCGACCCGCGUCCCCUCGCCGUGGCAGGAAGCAGCCACUCUCGUCAUGAGCGAACAGCACAGGAUCAACGAGCACCUCUCCAGGUCCCUGGAAUGGAUCCUCAGCAGGAAUGAAGACGACGACGAAUCUGCCCCCGAGUCGAAUCCAGAGUCGUUACCCAGCUCGGCCCCCCCAGACGUGCCAUCCUCACUGCCAACCUUGGCUGAGUUAUCCGCGGACGGUGGGAAGAAGCGUGUGCUUGAUGCGCUCAAUGUCCAUGUCCCUGAAGGCGACCACCAAAAUUCAAAGAGGCGCAAAACUGACGUCGUCCCAACAACCGACUUCGCGGUUGAUGAGUCUGCCCCAUCCGAUGAUUCUGGCCCAUCGUCCUCUCACCAAGCUUCCAGCCAGUCCUCCUCCAUGAACAGAACAUCUUCCAGGCGUAACACAGGUGCGAGCCGAACGCGGCGCAUCAGCAACGAGGGACCAGGUCGAAGUGACGAGGAUGAGGCGAAUAAUCGUCCACCGCCGCCAGGGCAACCGAUAUCACCGCCGUACGAUUCUCUACGGCAGUCCAAGCGGCCGAGGUAUGCCUGCCCGUACAACAAAUGGGAUCCCAUCGGGUGUCAGCUAUGCUGUAUGCCCAGCCGGAAGAACCCAGAGGGAGGGGCAGAGGGUUUCUCAAGGGUCAAAUCCCACAUCUUUCGAAACCAUGACAUCACGGUGCGAUGCCAGAAGUGCUGGGCCUCGUUUCCCACCAAGUCGGAGACGCUCCAAGACCACGUCCGCAAGAACGGGUGCAUGCGCAAGGCGUCGCCGACCAAGUAUUGGAUGACCGAGGACCAGCGGCGGCAGGUACGCGGCCAGCGCUUCGUGAGCGGUGGAGAGGAGAACUGGUAUCACCUAUUCCGGAUUCUCCUCCCCGAGGCUCAGUUGCAGGAUGAGCUUGGAGGCUACCGUUUCACCCCUUAUUAUGUGCCACUCUCCGAGAGCAGGACACCGUCGAACUUGUCUGGCCCUGCGUCUCAGGUAGCUGGCAUUCCGCUCCCGAUGUCAGGGAUGCAGACGCCCAGCGGCCAUGUAUUCAACAACGCUUCUCUUUCACAUCUACCCAACAUGCUCCCAAUGGGAGACCUGCCCGCAGUAUUAGACGACACAUGGUCCCAGAUCCCCGCGUACAUGUACGACGCCGACAUCGCCGUCAUCGACGACCCUCACAUUCCACCGCCCAGCCAGCCCAACGAGGACGUCAGCACCUCGUCCGUAGAUCUCUACCCAACGCCCCGGACCCGGCGGCACUCGGACGAGUCCGGCGAGUCCGGCUCGGGCCACGUCUUCGGCCGCCACAGCAGGACCAGCAGCGGCAACAACGAGAGGCGGCCGGCCGUGCACGCGCCCCAGGACGCGUCCUCUGCGUUCCUCCGGCUGGACAACGAGCGGCUGCGGCGGAGCGUGGCGCAGGUGCGGGGGGAGAGGGACGACAUGCGGCGGCGGAUGGAGGCGGCGAAUGGCCGGAUCGACUGCCUGGAUCAGCUGCUCGAGGAGGCGCUGUACGAGGAGGGGAAGUCGUCCAAGCUGUGCUCGAAGCUCUUUGAGCUGAGCAAGAUGCUCGUGGACCUGAGGAAGGAGUUGGGAUAG